Messenger RNA from Chroicocephalus ridibundus (black-headed gull), 1206 nucleotides. It is a transcript of the gene FBXL13, whose product is annotated as F-box and leucine rich repeat protein 13. Gene Ontology annotation, molecular function: protein binding. NCBI's taxonomy places the organism in Eukaryota, Metazoa, Chordata, Aves, Charadriiformes, Laridae. Gene Ontology annotation, cellular component: cytoplasm. The record is from RefSeq and is a predicted model, not a curated record.
AUGGGGGUGUACAAAAAGUUGCUGUCCUGUGAAGAUUUUGAUACCAGCUUCCCCAAUUUACAGUAUCUGAGUUUAGCUCACUGCAGAAAAUUCAGAGACAAAGGUUUACUGUACCUGGGCUCUGGAAAAGGCGGUCACAAGCUCAUCUAUUUGGACCUUUCCAGUUGCAUUCAGAUUUCAGAUGAUGGCUUCAGAAAUAUUGCAAAUGACUGUAGUAGGAUUCAAGAUUUGCUAAUCAACAAAAUGCCAGCUCUUACAGACAGAUGUAUUCAAGCUCUGGUUGAAAAAUGCUGACAGAUAAUGUCUGUUGUCUUUCUUGACUGUCCACAUCUUUCUGAUACAACUUUUAAAGCUCGUGCUGAAUGUUAACUUGUCAAGGUCAGCAUUGAAGGGAAUAAUGAAAUUACUGCUUUAAGUCUCAAGUUGAUGAGUAAAUGCUGCCCAUAUUUCAGGCGCGUUCACAUGGCUGAUUGCCAGAGGAUUACAGAUGCUGCUCUUAAGAUGAUUUUGCCAUUGAAGCAUAUUCUUGUACUGGAUGUAGCAGACUGCAUAAGAUGUCAUGAAUUGACCUACGUAAAUCUGCGUUACUGUGAAAAUGUGACUGAUGCUGGAGCUGAAGCUUUGGGAAAUAUGUCGUCAUUGAUAUCCAUUGGUAUCUCUGGAACCAGCAUCUGAGACUUGGGCUUGACAGCCCUUAGCUGCCAUGGAAAAAUAAAGAAACUUUCUAUACUAGAACGCAAAACCAUCAGAGAUACUGGGAUUCAUGAGUUCUGCGAGGGCACAAAACACCUGGAACACUGCCACGUCUCUUCCUGCCCUCAGCUGACGGAUGGAGCUGUGACAGCGAUGGCAUUUCACUGCCGCACACUCACAUCUGUCAACAGAGCGGGUUGCCCAAAGAUGACUGAUACUUGUAUCCCACACUUGGCUGCAGCCUGCCAUUAUUUCCACUUCUUGGAUGUCUCGGGUUGCGUUCAUCUUACUGACAAAGCACUGAAAUAUCUUUGGAAAGGUUGUAAGCAACUCCAGAUUCUCAAACUAUACUGUAGAAAUACGACCAAACAAGAUGUCUUGAAAUACACAGCCAAACAUAAUGAUGCUGACCCUCCUUCCUGGUUUGGUUAUGGCCGGGAUGGUAACAUAUCCCCUUCACCAAAAAACACACAUCAGAGCCUGAAUAAACAAAUUCUUCAAAACGAAAGAUGA